Geodia barretti is the source of this 1258-nucleotide messenger RNA. The record is from the annotation of a GenBank genome assembly. Lineage: Eukaryota; Metazoa; Porifera; Demospongiae; Tetractinellida; Geodiidae.
GGUAGGCAGCAGAAAAUACGCAGAGAACUCUGCCAUAGUGCUGCUCCCUCAGUCUUUCCAGCUGGGAGGCCAGGGAUCGCAGCUGGUCCAUGUCAGAGGGGAAUGACAGGGGAGGCCUGGGGAUUAGGAUGGGCCAUGUUAUAUACUCUCCUUCAUUCGUUGCUUGAUAUCAUGAAAUAGUUCUCCCUACUUCAAGCUAUUAUAUAGAGAGGCGGCCAGGGCAUACAGAGGCACAGUGGCAGCUACAAAAGUCACCAACACACCCACCAGUUCUCUUAGCAUCCUCUUUAGCGCGUAUCAUACCCCUAGUGCGCCUGCGCGAAAAAUAACCGCCCACUCGUGGAUAAUGGCAGCGGCGCGGGAGAAAGACGCUGACGUUCGUCACAGGCAACCCCAAGAAGCUGGAAGAGAAUACCGACAGCCUCAGACCUCCCAAUGGCCAUGAGGUACCGCGUCCUCCAGAAGACGUACAAACAGAUGGUUGGAGUGUACCAGUCCUACAUCCAUGGACUGGGGCUGUUCUGCCGGAGAGACAUUGAGGCUGGGGAGAUGGUGAUAGAGUACGCCGGCACCGUCAUUAGGUCCGUCCUCACGGACAAGAGAGAGAAGAUGUAUGAUGCCAGGGGCAUUGGUUGCUACAUGUUCAGGAUAGAUGCAGAUGAUGUAGUGGAUGCUACGAUGUCUGGCAACGAGGCCAGGUUUAUCAACCACUCCUGUGAGCCAAACUGCUAUUCAAAGGUGAUAACAGUGGAUGGACAGAAGAAGAUAAUGAUAUUUGCUCUAAGGAGGAUCGUACCAGGUGAAGAGCUGACGUAUGACUACAAGUUUCCUCUGGAGGAGGCCAAGAUACCUUGCAACUGUGGCACUAAACGAUGUCGCAAGACCAUGAACUGACCACACCCCCUUCUCAGUGAACUGACCACACCAUCUGACCACGCCCCCUCUUCUAGAACUGACCACACCCCCUCAAUAUGAUGCUUUCUCUCUACUCUUUCCCUCUCUCUCAGUCUUUGAUGCACAAGGUUUGGUGGCUGGUACUAUAUUAUGGCCGUUUUUCCCCUUCUCUCUCACCAAUUUAUCACCAAAAAAUCUAUUAUCCUUGUGGAAUUUUUGUUACAUUUCACCUUAUAAACCCUUCUGCAAUUUUAUUUCAAAGUGAUAUAUACUAUUGUUUGACCAGUUCAAACCAUUCUCUGAAAAGUGUCUGCCUACACGAGGAGGAAUAUUAUGUUUGCAUGUUAAUGCAUACUAACCGGCC